Brettanomyces bruxellensis is the source of this 2208-nucleotide messenger RNA. RefSeq lists its product as uncharacterized. The record is from RefSeq and is a predicted model, not a curated record. NCBI's taxonomy places the organism in Eukaryota, Fungi, Ascomycota, Pichiomycetes, Pichiales, Pichiaceae. Gene Ontology annotation, biological process: transmembrane transport; fungal-type cell wall biogenesis. Bases 1 to 2208 code for a protein of 735 amino acids. The transcript has a single exon.
AUGGCAUUCACACAUAUCGUCAAAUUGUUGGCAAGCAUACUAUUGCUUGGGUUUGCAUCGCUCGCAAAAGCUGACGGCAAGUACUUGAAGACAAACUCGUUGCUCACGUGUAUGGAGAACUCGGAAUUCUCGAGUACCUACUUCUCGGUGACUUACUACCCGUCCAAUAACUCGAUCUACUACGAGAUUGACGGUUCGUCACUCAUAACGGGAAAAAUUAAGGCGACGUACAGCAUCAUCGUGUACGGAUUGGACGUGUACGAUGGGGAGUUGAACCUCUGUGACUUCAACAUCAAGACAAUCUGUCCAAUUUCGGCGGGUCACGUGGAUAUCUCGGGCACGUACAAGAUCUCGUCAUCGCAGGUUUCGAGUAUUCCAAGCAUAGCAUACACAGUUCCGGACUUGGAUGCAUACGUGCAGGUGCACGUGUACAGUACGGACGAUUCGGACUCGAAAACAAUGCUUGCAUGCAUGCAGGCGACGCUCUCGAACGGCCGAACUGUGCAGACGCGUUAUGCAGGGUGGCCAAUUGCGUGCAUUUCCGGUUUUGGACUCGCGAUCUCGUCGUUUGUGUCUCUUUUCGGCCAUUCGGCGACAGCAUCGCACAUUGCGUCCAAUGCAGCAUCUUUGUUCAUCUACUUCCAGACUUUGGCAAUCCAUGCAAUGAUGGGAGUGGCAAAAGUGCCACCAAUAGCCGCAGCCUGGGCCCAAAACUUCAUGUGGACUCUUGGAAUCAUCAGGGCUGGAUUCAUGCAGCAAAUGUUGUACUGGUACAUCCAGGCAACGGGAGGUAGUGUGACGUCCAUUCUUACGAACCAGUCUGUGAUCUCGAUCUCGGUGCAACGCAAGUUCAGCCACCUUUUGCACUCGUUAUUCAAAAGAGCGGUUUCUGUGGCAUCCGGGAGCACAAUCGACGUUUUGGACCAGACCAGCCUCUAUACGACAAACGAGGAUGACGUGGGCUCGAAGAUCUUGGUGCUCCGGGGAAUCCAGCGUGUGGCAUAUCUCGCCGGAAUAGAGAUCUCGAACAUCUUCAUGACAAGCAUCAUCUUCUUCCUAUUUGUUGGUUUCGUGCUCAUCGUCUUCGUGGCCCUCUUCAAAGGCGCAGUCGAGGUUUUGGUGCGUUCCGGGGCGCUCAACCCGGGCAAACUGUCCGCAUUCCGCAGCCACUGGGUGUCCAUCAUCAAAGGUCUUCUCUACAGGCUCAUGAACAUCACCUUCUCGCAGAUCAGCUUGAUGUGCAUCUUCGAAUUCACCAGGCACGAUUCUGCUGGCUGUGUGGUGUUUGCCGUGGUUAUUGGCCUCGUUGUCUGGGUGCUAAUGUGCUAUUCUGCAAUUCGAAUCUUGCUCACAGGUCGCAGGUCCAUCCACCAGCAUAGCAAUCCGGCAUAUCUGCUUUUUGGAGACGCCAAAUUCCUCAGCAAGUACGGCUUUUUGUACACGCAGUACAAGGCUGGGAAGUUCUACUGGACGCCGAUCUCUAUGGUGUAUCUAUUUGUGCGUGCUUUGCUCAUUGCCGUGCUCCAGGACCACGGAAAGAUUUGUGCCUGCAUGAUUUUCGCAAUCGAGUUCCUCUACAUGCUCGCGUUGAUCUGGAAAAGACCCUUCAUGGACAAGCGGACCAAUUUGUUCAAUAUCUUCAUCGCCAUCGUCAACUUCAUCAACUCCAUCUUCUUCAUGUUCUACUCCAAUGUCUUCAACCAGCCAUCUGUGGUUUCCUCUGUCGCGGCAAUCGUCUAUUUCGUCUUGAAUGCCGUCGUUGCCUUGAUCACCUUGAUCAUGACAAUUGUCACCUGCACCCUUGCCCUGGUCCACCGCAAUCCCGACUCUCGAUAUGCUCCCUACCAGGACGACAGAGCCGCUUUCAUACCGAAAUCUGACAACCGCAAGAGCCAGGCCGAAUACGAGCUUGAAGCUCUUGGUGCUGCUGCCAUGAGAGGCCACAAUAGAGACAGUAUGCUCCCCGAUAAUGAUGCCGAGAUCAAGUUUGACACCACCAACAACAGGGCCUCUGGAAAUCCGUUCAACAUAGAUGAAAAUGACAACGAUGCCCGGUACAGUUCUCCCGUCAAGAAAGACGCUUACUAUAACGGUUAUUAUUCGGAUGCCGACUACCGGGGGCGACGAGGGGCCGCUGACAGCUCGGCGAGCAACUCGAAUGAAGCCUUCUUCCAAAAGCAUGCCAUGAAUCAGAGAAACAUAAUAUGA